AUGGAUCGGAUAUCACGACUGCUCAGCUGCCUGCUGCUGGCACUUCUGCCUCUCACCACUGCCCUCAAAUUCGACCUGACGCCUGUUUACCAGAACGAAGCGGCCAAGUACGAGCGAUGCGUGCGCAACUUUGUGGCCAAGGAGCAGUUGGUCGUUGUAACGGCGACUCUGGAUGGAUAUAGAGGCGACGGCCAGAGGGUCAACAUGCAUAUUCGCGAUGCCAUGGGCAAUGACUACCACCGCCCCAAGGACGUAGUAGGCGAGAACCGCUAUGCUUUCACUUCCCACGCCGACUCUGCCUUUGACGUCUGCUUUGAAAAUGUUCUCACCGGAGAAGCCUGGAUGCACCCGCGCCACGUCGAGCUCGAUAUUGAUAUUGGAGCUGAUGCUAAGGACUGGAACGCGAUUCAGGCCAGCGAGAAGUUGAAGCCCGUUGAGGUGGAGCUUAGGCGUGUCGAGGAGACUGUCGAAGAGAUUGUGGCCGAGAUGGACUACCUGAGGACCCGCGAACAGAAGCUCCGAGACACAAAUGAGAGCACAAACGAGCGUGUCAAGUGGUUUGCACUAGGUACCAUGGGCAUGCUCGUUGGCCUGGGCGCAUGGCAGGUUGUCUAUCUGCGCGCGUACUUCAGGAGCAAGCAUCUCAUCUAA
Plenodomus lingam JN3 is the source of this 651-nucleotide messenger RNA. RefSeq names its product vesicle coat component (gene ERV25). The record is from RefSeq and is a predicted model, not a curated record. Gene Ontology annotation, cellular component: endoplasmic reticulum-Golgi intermediate compartment; Golgi apparatus; endoplasmic reticulum. NCBI's taxonomy places the organism in Eukaryota, Fungi, Ascomycota, Dothideomycetes, Pleosporales, Leptosphaeriaceae. Gene Ontology annotation, biological process: Golgi organization; intracellular protein transport; endoplasmic reticulum to Golgi vesicle-mediated transport.